AAUUCCAAUACCUUUUUGUCACAAUCCAAUUGGAAAAUCAUGGAAAAACACUUGUUUACAAAGACCACAAGAGAGUUUCUAAAGAGAGCAAGUGCAGAGAACGUAGUUAAACCUGUUGUCGCCGUUAAAAAAUUAAAUCACGGGCCCUGUUGUUGGUCACCCCAUUGUCGUAUUCUCUUUCACACUCCCUUUGCUGGAGCUGGCGCUCUCUCUCGCUCUUUCUAUCCGUCUCUCUGUUUCACAUACCGACUUGGUCGGCAAAGAAAUUUUUAUUUGAAUUUUGAUUUUGACGUGAGUGGACGUGGAAUUCGUAGACGACGGCAGUCUCCGCCAUUAACGCGUUCUUAAUUUGUUUCUUAUUGUACAUUCUUCUUUUAUUUUAGUUGUACAACGUUCAACAAAUAUACACAUAUGUGUGGUGUGCAUGCAUGGCAUAACUAGCAAAUGUAACAACAAGAAGAAAUAAUUGAUUUGAAAUAACAAAAAAACGAGUUGAAAACAAAAUUAUCUGUGAAAAGAAAACAAAUUUAAAGAAAUCAAAUUCAUGGUGUAUAUAAAUUUUAAGUGAAGAAGAAAAGAAAUAUAUAAUAAAGAAGAGCAAUAUAAAAAAACCUCGUUUUUUGGUAGUGAAGAAGAAAAAAAAACGCAAAAUCAACCUAGCGAAGAAAAAAAGGGGGUGGUAAUAGAAUAAAAAACCUGUGCACUGGAUUUUGUUGUGUGUGUGGCAAGUAAAAGCAGCAAACCGAAAAAGGGUUAUCUUGCAUUUGCUGUUAACUUGAAAAAUUAAUUAAUAUAAUUUUUAUGUAAAAACAUCAACAAAUCUCGAAAUCAAAAUUAUCCACAUUUGUAUAACUGGAAUCUGGGGAUCUAGUCCAAAGAAGCUAUUGAUAUUAAAAACAAGUGCGUAAUUUUCUUCUGGCCAAGAUUGAAAUAACCUAACGGCAUUUGGAGUAAGAGAAGAUACCGAAAACAAGACCAAAAUUCUUCGUGUUGGCUGGUGGCGCUGUUGGUGUCUCUUCGUCGUUGACGGCAAAAAUUGAAAACCUUUUUCGCCGCCCCCCACAACAAGAGCUUCUAGAAGCAAAAUUGUAAUCCAGCAAAACAUAUGGGCGCCCAACACUCUCCUGUGCCCAUCCAAUGCUAAGACGAUAAAAAACUUGCCUGUUGUGAAUCCUGAUGCUUGCGUGGAGAUAAAACCUGGCCAUUUUGAUAAGAUCUAAAUUACGUGUAAAUGACACAUAGUCUGGGAUAGAUUUUUGGUAAAUUAUAGUUUGGCGGAGAUCGACUCGAACAAUAGAUGAAAUUCCAGCCCUAUACGACGUUGUAAAAUCCCAAAAUUGGAAGCAGAAAAAAUUCAAGUAUUUAAAAUUACAGUCAAACAAAAUCAAACGUACCUCUACCUUCCCACACACACACCUUUUGGAAAAGCCUAACAAGUGUCUGGAUUGUUGCUGAACUUCUGUGUUGUUGCAUGCCUAGCGUGCUGCCACCUAUCUUUUCGUUUUGCUCAAACAUUUGUGGCCUGUGGCAGAAAGAAAGACUCCUCACAUCCGCCUGCACACCGGGCAAACGAUAUCAUUCUUCAACCACAUGACGUCAUCAAUUGAAUUUUAUUGACAACCAUAAAACGCCAGCCAACUAUUAAUCUUACAACCAUAUAUCCAUCCUCCCCUCCCUCUGCCCGCCUGCCUGCCAUACUUCUGCUGGGGGGACUGUGGGACUCAGUCAAAUAAUUGAUUAAAUCACAACCGUUAGAGAGAGGCAGCUUCCAUAGAAAAGGGAGGCAUUGCAUACUUUACAUUCAACCCGACCAUCGAACCACCAUUCGAACAGCAACAUGUUGGAUGAUGACAACAAUGAUUUGUUGGCUUCGGCUUCGGAAAUACAACACAAUCGUUUAUAUUUUGUGGCGUUCAAAAAGAAUUUCAAACCGAAAAACACACCCAGCACACAUUAUUUUAGCAUCGAUGAUGAUUUUAUCUAUGAGAAUUUUUACAAUGAUUUCGGGCCGUUGAAUAUUUGCAUGCUAUAUCGGUAUUGUCAGAAAUUGAAUGCCAAAUUGAGCAACAAAACGCUGGCCAGUAAGAAAAUCGUACACUAUACGUCCAUGAAUCCGGCAAAGAGGGUGAAUGCCGCAUAUCUAAUAGGAGCAUUUUCGAUAAUCUACCUUAACAAAAGCCCCGAAGAGGCCUAUCGACCUCUGGUUGUGGGCGAUAUACCUGCCUAUACACGUUUCUGUGAUGCUUCCUAUGGUCCAAGUGGUUAUAAAAUCUCCCUGAUCGACUGUCUCAAUGCCAUUUCGAAGGCCAUGAAGGCGGGUUUCUUCAAUUUCGAGGACUUCGAUGCCGAGGAGUAUGAGUACUAUGAACGCGUUGAAAACGGUGAUUUCAAUUGGAUUGUACCUCAGAAAUUUAUUGCAUUUUGUGGGCCACAUCAAAAAUCUAAAACACUGCCGAACGGUUAUCCUUGCCAUUCCCCCGAAACAUAUUUCGAAUAUUUUCGCAGUAACAACGUGACGACGAUAAUCCGUUUGAAUGCCAAGGUCUAUCAUGCCUCCAGUUUUGAGAAUGCCGGUUUCGAUCAUAAGGAUCUAUUUUUUAUAGAUGGCAGUACGCCGAGCGAUUUGAUAUUGAAGAAAUUCUUGCAGAUAUGCGAAACGACAAAGGGCGCCAUUGCAGUGCAUUGUAAAGCUGGUCUUGGUCGCACUGGAAGUUUAAUUGGCGCAUACAUUAUGAAACACUAUAACUUCUCAGCACUGGAAGCUAUUGCAUGGUUACGUCUUUGCCGUCCAGGUUCUGUGAUUGGUCAUCAGCAACAGUGGAUGGAAGACAAACAAUCUUGGCUCUGGUCCGAAGGCGAACGCCUGCGUAAACGCAGCAGCUCACAAACACCUGUACAUAAAUUCGGCAUCUACAGUUUGGUCUACAAAAAUUGUCCCGUAACUGCUGGCCAGUUACUGGUCAACACCGAAAAUAAUACCGAACUCUUAAUGACUCGUGUCAAGGGCAUAUCACAAAAGGUUGAUACCAUGCAUUUGCAUGAAGAUCAAACCGAUUCAAAUCAACUGGACUCAUUGGAUUCCUAUGAGAAUGGUAAUAAACCGUCAGCAGUGAGUAAUACCGUAACCGUCACCACCACCAAGACGACCACCACCCCUACACCACGUUCCCGUGUACUGACGAGCAGUAAAGAUGGUGCAAUAACACCGCCAACAAGUGCCAGUGACAAUGAUAAUGAUGUCACCGAAACUGAAGAGGAUUCGACGGCAUCAAAUCUUAAUUCGACAUUUAUUGUUUCACGAAGGCGUAAGUCACCCAGUAUACAACAACAACAGCAGCAACAACAACAACGUUUGGAAACGACCACCAACACCACAACAACGACUACAACAAAUGCCUCGCUAGCUUCGUUGGGUAUUAAAGUGGGACAAUCACCACUUGGUGCAGGGUUCUUUAGCAUACGCCGUACGCCGCCCAUUAACAAUAAUGAGCCAUCGUUAAUUGGCAAUAAUUCCAUAACGACUUCAUCAGCGGCGGCGGCGACGUCACAGACGACGGCUCUUGGUGGUAGUGGUGGCGGUGCUCCUCUCUACUCGGAAAAGAAAUUAAAGAAACCCUCGGUCUAUGAGCCGGCAGCUGCUAUCCAGAGACCCACAAUAGCAUCAACCGUUAAAAUGGUCCAGGCGGCCAUCGAAAAGAAAAAUGCUCAAACUCAGGGUGAUAAACUUAAUCAAAUCAAGGCUAUGCGACGUCAGCAUAAUUCGCGAUCGGGAGGUGCUACAGUUGAAACCGAGAAUCCUUUGCGUCAUACCAGGGCCCGGUCACAGCCAUUUCGCAAUAACAAUAAUAUUGUUAAUAUGUUACCUACAAAUACAGCAGCAACGGCAGGUGGACAAUUUCUGGCAAUGGGUAAAAGUUCAGCGGUGGCAGCAGCAGCCGGAAAUGAUACAGCAAAUAAUUUAUUAAAUAAUAACAAUAAUAAUAAUAAUAACAACAACAUUAAUAAUAACAAUCAUUGCAAUAACCAUAAUAAUAAUAACAACAACAACAAUAAUAAUAACAUUAUUAAUAACAGCAGUAGCAGCAGUAAUGGUGUCACAACAUUACCAUCAUCUUCAUCUGCAGGAAUUGGUAGUGGUAACACAACAACAACAACCACAACGGCAUCGGGUAUUAACAAUUCAACCAUAACAACACGGGCACGCAGUUUAGCCAUUUAUAGUAAACGAAUGGGUCUAAUGCAUUUACGCAAAGCCGAACAGCAACAAAUCACCCACAGCAAUGUCACUGCCGCCAAUAACAACAACAACAACAACAACAAUAAUAAUAACAAUAACAAUACAACAACUAGUCUCAGCAAACAAACCAAAACCUAUCAAAAUACCCUCAUCAGUUCAGCAACGUCCAAUAAUAAUAGUGGUGCUGGUGGUGGUGGUGGUACUGGAUCUGGAAUUGAAAGCAAAAUUCCCAUUGUAAGGGCCACAGCAGCUUUAUUAGAUUUAAAUCCGGUGGUUGGAACAGCUGUUUCGGGUAUGGUGGGGUCUUGUGCCACAAUACCACCUUCUCGGAGUUCUAAUCGUUUAUCAAGUUUGGUGCACCCCGGAGGAGGUGGGGGCACAAGUGGCAGCUCCACUCACCACAUGACCUUGAGGGGCCGCUCACGUUUACGUUAUCAUCAUCGCCAUAAUGAUGGAGGUGGUGGUGGUCAACCACCUCCUCCCUGUACCAUAACAACGGCUCGUUAUUAUCGCGAUGUUUCAGCCUUGCCUCAGGUUUUGGGUGGCGGCAGUGGCAUUGCAGGUGGUUUGACGACACGUUCAUCAUCGGCCAAUUUGGAUUUCAAUUCGAAUCCAGUUGGUGGCACCCUUGAAGAGGCCGGCAGCAACAUGAACAUUAACAACAGCAACAACAACAACAGAAACAAUAACAUCCAAUCCAAUAGUUGUAGUAGUAGUAGUUGUAGUAAGCUAGAAGAACGCCUUGGCCACAUGGCCAACAACAACAAUAGAAAAUCGCCGCCAAUCUCAUCCUCCUCCUCCAAUUCAUGUACAGCUACCUCAGUUUCGGCCAAUCAUUCAAAUUCCUCCUCAGAUGCAGAAACCCUCAAGUCCACAACCAACAAUAACAACAAUUCAAAUCUCACAAGCCAUUCGAAUAAUAACAACAACAACAAUAAUAGCAACAACAACCACAAUACAAAUCGUCUUAGUCGAAAUUCGCAAAGGUCCUCCAUGGGUGUCGGCUCUUCAUCAUCGCACAUACCCUCCUCAUGCAGUGGCGGUGGUCCAUAUGCAGGACUACCAUACGGCAGCGGUGGCGGCGGCGGCAGUAACAUUAAACGCAACAAACGUUCCUUGAGCAGUACUCGCAUCGAAAAGGACAAAUGUGAUGAGUACAACAACAAAUUACUAAGGAAAACCAGUAGCAACAACAACAACAAUCAAACAACGUCCAAUAACAACAACAGCUCAGCAGCUGCUGCUACCUCAUCGGCCAGCAUAUCGGCGGCAACAACAGCAGCCGCCUCCUCAUCCUCAGCGUCCAGCAGUACUUCCACCCUAACCGGCGGUGGCAGUUUUCGUUCCCGUUAUCUGCGACACACCACCUCCGGCCACUUGGUAGAGUCCUCAACUGCUUCCUCGACAUCGUCGGCAUCUACAUCGGGUAUACCCACACCCACUAGUCAAGGUAUGUAUGUGCCACGUGGCAAAUAUAGCUCUUCGGUGCUGGCCAAUCCAAGCAGCAGCAGCCACAACCACAGCACUGAACGUGACCAGCAGCAGCAACAGCAGCGUUUGUCCUUGAAGCUGCGCAAAAAAAUAAGUUACUAGAAUUUGGGGUAUUUACCUAUUCGUAGGUAUAUCAAAGGGAAACGACGUCGAAGAAGAGAUUUAUUAUUUGA
Musca domestica (house fly) is the source of this 5901-nucleotide messenger RNA. RefSeq lists its product as uncharacterized. NCBI's taxonomy places the organism in Eukaryota, Metazoa, Arthropoda, Insecta, Diptera, Muscidae. Gene Ontology annotation, cellular component: nucleolus; kinociliary basal body; centrosome. The transcript is spliced from 10 exons. The record is from RefSeq and is a predicted model, not a curated record. Gene Ontology annotation, molecular function: protein tyrosine/serine/threonine phosphatase activity; protein serine/threonine phosphatase activity. Bases 1838 to 5830 code for a protein of 1330 amino acids. Gene Ontology annotation, biological process: regulation of exit from mitosis; positive regulation of cytokinesis; cilium assembly.